Messenger RNA from Oppia nitens, 761 nucleotides. RefSeq names its product calponin-3-like. NCBI's taxonomy places the organism in Eukaryota, Metazoa, Arthropoda, Arachnida, Sarcoptiformes, Oppiidae. Gene Ontology annotation, biological process: actomyosin structure organization. The transcript is spliced from 7 exons. The coding region runs from base 121 to 729 and encodes 202 amino acids. Gene Ontology annotation, molecular function: actin binding. The record is from RefSeq and is a predicted model, not a curated record.
GUAUUUAAUAUUUUAAGGAAAAAUUUAUGACCAGUAAAGAGAAAAAUGGAUCAAAAUUUAUAUUAACACUUUACACUAUUAAUAUUUAUUAAUACUGUAUAACUGAUUGGUGUAAAGCUAAUGGCAUAUCAGGGACCAUCAUAUGGACUGAGCCGAGAGUGUCUACUAAAGUCUCAGUCCAAAUUUGACAUGAAAUUAGGGCUUCAGGCUCUUCAAUGGAUGCGUGUUAUAACAUCACUACCUCUUGAAGCACUCAAUCCAGAGGUUGGCUUUAGAGAUCAGUUUGAUUUUGCUGACUGUCUUAAGGAUGGAAUAGCUCUUUGCACACUCAUAAAUAUUCUUAGACCGGGAUCUGUAUCUAAAAUCAAUGAAACUAAAGCACCGUUCAAACAGAGAGAAAACUUAGAAAUGUUUCUUAAAGGAUGUGAAUUAUAUGGACUUAAAGGUCACGAUUUGUUUCAAGUGAACGACUUAUACGAACGCAAAAACCUUUAUAUGGUAGUCAACUGUUUAUUUGCUUUGGGAGGACUGGCUCAGAAAAAUCACUUCAAUGGACCAGUGAUUGGAGUGAAAGUCGCCAAUCAAAACAAGAGAGGCUUCACUAAAGAGGUCUUAAAUAAAGGCGAAUCAGUAAUUGGUUUACAGUCCGGCACUAAUAAGGGCGCCAAUCAGUCCGGAAUGACCCCUUACGGCACUACCCGACAAAUCUAUAUGGCUGAUUACCGAUAAAUAUAUUUAUAUUUAAUAGUUAUUUACUAUUA